AUGCCUACUCCCACUCCUGGCAGCCGCUCACGGCGGGACUCGUGGCCCCCUACUCAAGUACACAUCGGUAGCACGAUGGACCACGACAAUAUCAACAAGGACGAGCCUGAUCUUGCCCUGAUAGAUGAUGAUCCUCUCACAUACUUUCUCACGCCUGCGCCCGCUAUGGAGGACGAAGACAUGAUGGACCUCGAUAUGGAUGCCGGCAUCGAAGACCCCAAGAACCAGACUGAGAUCGUCCGGUCUGUGAGUCCCUCCUCGCUGGGAGGCCUGAGCCGACCGCCGCCCCGGCCGCCAACACCCCCACGCUCUCCGCCUUGCCGGCUCUCGCCCGAUCCCGAUUCGACAACCGACGACGACGAUGACGGGGAAGAGUACAUUCGCCUCGGCACAAGCUACCGACUCCCGCUCAAUCUUCCAUUCAGCCUCCGCGAGUUUACUGGCUUGAGGAAGAAAGCCUCUGCAGGGAAGACGUCGAGACCGACGCUCCUGUCGCCCAAUAGCUUUCCCGGACCAGGUUCUUCGUCGUCAUCGUCUAUGCCACCAUCGAACUCAUAUGCCUCGUCACGAGGCCGCUCCGCAGUACGAUUUGGAUCAGGGCCUCCUGGAUCCCGUCGUUCAGUUGGGCUCCGCGAGCGGACUCAAAGUCUACCCACAAGACAAUCACCAAGAGCUUGGCGGGAGCCGAGUCCUGAUGUCUGGUCUAUCGAGGAGGAGGCCGAGGACGAUGUGGAGAUGGGCACCGCAGAAGGCGGCACGCAGGCGGCUACUGAAGCACCAGUCACAAAGCCCAAGAAGAGGGUACGCUUUGUGCUGCCCGUUCAGGAGAUAUGA
Thyridium curvatum is the source of this 834-nucleotide messenger RNA. RefSeq lists its product as uncharacterized. The coding region runs from base 1 to 834 and encodes 277 amino acids. The transcript has a single exon. The record is from RefSeq and is a predicted model, not a curated record. NCBI's taxonomy places the organism in Eukaryota, Fungi, Ascomycota, Sordariomycetes, Thyridiales, Thyridiaceae.